Molecule: messenger RNA, 1284 nt
Organism: Penicillium cinerascens
Lineage: Eukaryota; Fungi; Ascomycota; Eurotiomycetes; Eurotiales; Aspergillaceae
Gene: fahA
Product: fumarylacetoacetate hydrolase FahA
Exons: 1
Coding region: 1-1284 (427 amino acids)
Biological process (GO): L-phenylalanine catabolic process; homogentisate catabolic process; L-tyrosine catabolic process
Molecular function (GO): fumarylacetoacetase activity
Source: RefSeq, a predicted model, not a curated record
AUGGCUUCCUGGCUCCAAAUCCCCAAGAACUCGCCGUUCUCCCUCGCCAACAUCCCCUUUGGUAUCAUCUCUGCCUCCGCAUCGCGCGUGCCGGCCAUUGCCAUCGGUGAAUAUGCGUUGAACUUGAACGCCUUCGCCUCAUCGGGCGGCUUUUCUCAAUUGCCCGCGAUCCAGCAGCACCUUGGAGUUUUCAAUGAGCCUACGCUGAACGCCUUCGCUGCCCUGGGCCGCCCCGUUCACCGCCAGGUGCGCGAGUACCUGCAGAACGUCUUCCGCGCCGACACCCAGUUCCCGCAGAUUCUCAAGGACAAUGCGGAUCUCCAAAAGACCGCUCUGGUCCCUCUGUCCAAGGUUGAGAACCACGUCCCCAUGCAGAUUGGUGACUACACCGAUUUCUAUGCCGGCCUGAACCACGCCUACAACGUUGGUGUCCUCUUCCGUGGACCCGAGAACGCCCUGCAGCCCAACUACAAGCACCUUCCAGUGGCUUAUCACGGCCGUGCCUCAUCCGUUGUGGCCUCUGGCACCCCUCUGCACCGUCCUCAGGGCCAGAUUCUUGCCAACCCGGCUGCCAACCCCAAGUUGCCGAUUUUCUCCCCGUGCAAGCGUCUGGAUAUCGAAUUGGAGCUGGCCGCCUUCAUCAGCACUCCCAAUGACCUGGGCAAGCCCGUCUCCAUUGAGGAGGCUGAAGACCACAUCUUUGGUCUGGUGCUCAUGAACGACUGGUCCGCCCGCGAUAUCCAAGCAUGGGAGUAUGUCCCUCUUGGUCCCUUCAACGCUAAGAACUUCGGCACUACCAUCACUCCCUGGGUCGUAUUGAUCGAUGCCCUUGAGCCCUUCCGUGCUGCUGGCCUAGAGCCCGGCAACCGCGAUUCCCUCCUCCCUUACCUGCGCGAGAAGCGUGCCGAGAACGCCUACGAGAUUCCUCUCGAGGUCGAAAUCACCAACAAGGGCGGCCAGCCCACCGUGAUUUCCAAGAGCAACGCGCGCAACCUUCUCUACUCUUUCCCUCAGAUGGUGGCUCACCACACCAUUACCGGUUGCAACCUGCGGACCGGCGACCUGCUGGGCUCUGGUACCAUCUCCGGCACGGAGCCCAAUACCCAGGGCAGUCUGCUCGAGCAGACCAACGGCAAGACUCCUCUCAAGCUUGCCGACGGUUCGGAGCGUAUGUUCCUUGAAGACGGCGACACCGUUAUUCUGCGCGGCAUGGCUGGUUCCGACGGUAACUACGUUGGUUUCGGUGACUGCAUCGGUACUAUUCUGCCCCCCGUUGCCCUGUAG